Messenger RNA from Drosophila eugracilis, 2226 nucleotides. Its product is annotated as trichohyalin. The coding region runs from base 101 to 1945 and encodes 614 amino acids. Lineage: Eukaryota; Metazoa; Arthropoda; Insecta; Diptera; Drosophilidae. The record is from RefSeq and is a predicted model, not a curated record. The transcript has 2 exons.
CAUUCCAGUUUCACAGCCUGCUGGUGAAACAGCAGCGGACUGAAUCUUCGAUCUUCUUCUUGUGUACCUGACUACUACAAGCAACACCGAACCAACGAAGAUGAGGUUCCGGCUCAGUGUCCUGCUUCUGCUGCUCAAUCUUGGCUGUCUGACUUUGGCUUUGGCCAGCAGCAGACUUUCGUGCGGCGAUACUUCUGGUAGGUCCACCUGUAGUGACCGUCGAUGGGAUGUCCGCCAGGAUGACUACGAUGAGCAUAUGGUCUACAGACAAGCCACUGGAGAGACUCAAAGUAGAGUAUCCCCGGCGUCAGUUGCCCGCGAUGAUCGUAGAAAUGAUAGGCGCGAGGAAACGAGGGUCAGGCUGGACUCAUCCCUGCGGGUGGAGCCCCGUGAAGCUCGUGAAGAGCGAUUUGAGCGACGUGAAACUAGGGAGGAACGAGUAGAGCGACGUGAGUCUCGAGAAGCUCGAGUGGAACGACGUGAAGCUCGUGAGGAUAGACUCGUAGAUCGCGAAGUUCGAGAAGACCGACGGGAACCUCGUGAAUCUCAUGUGGAACUGGUAGUACGACGCGAAGAACGUGAAUUGAACAGGAGUCAGGGUGAAACUCGACAGGGAGCUGCCGAAGAGAGGCGCGACGACCGCCGUGUAGAACGUGAAAUGUCAAGACGUGAGGACCGCGAGAAUCGUCGUGAUGACAGAGCUAACAUAGAAAGGCGUAACCCAGUAGAGCGAGUAGAUCGAGAAUCGGAGCGACGCUACGAGCGAAACAACCUUCGACGAACAGAGCGAGAAGUCCGUGACCGAGAACAACCGGAAGAUCGACGAAUCGAACGAGACUCUUCCAGACGCGAAGAGCGAGAAAGCAGAGUGCGAUUCGUUGUCGAACGAGUAAAUGAAGUCAACGCUAUGCAGGACAACUCUCGACGAAGUGAGGAGCGUAGGGAAGAGCGGCAACAAGAAAGUCGGGAAGAACGAGACUUAACUAGGCGUGAGGUGCGAGAGGAAAACCACUUGGAGGAAAGUCUCGAGAAGCACAGCCAACGACGAGAUAAUUCAGAAGUCCUUCGGCGAGAGGACCGUGAAUCAUCUCGCCGAAUGGAACGCAAUGACUUGCGUCGAGCAGAGCGAGAGCAACUUCGUCGAGAGAAUGUUCGUGGUGUGGAACGAAGGGAGAAAGCUGAAGGAGCUGAAUCAAGGCGAUUGGAGAGACGCAGCGAUGAACGCAGACACGAACGCGAUGGAGCUCAAAGGAAAGAACGCAGAGAGGAGCGUAACGAAAGGGAAGUGCUCUCAAGAGCCGAACGCAUCUCAGCUAGACGAGAUCAUCGUGAAGCUCGUGAUGGACGACAAGAACAACGAGUGGAGCGGGAUAAUUUAAGAAGAGAAGACCGCGAACAGUCUCGACGAGUUGAACGAAGGGUAGUCCAAAAAGUAGAACGCGAAGACCUCCGACGAAAUGUCCGUCGAGAGGAGCGGGACGAUACUCGACGGGUUGAGCGAAAUAAUAUUCGAGGGGAAGAACGAGAAAAUUUCGAACGAAUGGAACGAGAAGAUAGUCGUCGUGUGGAGCGCGAUAUCCAGCGAAGAGAAGUACGAGAUGUCGAAAGAAAAGCUCAACCAGAAAAAGACUGUCGGAUCGAGCGUGUAGACCUACAGAGACUCGAAGUAGUAUCUCAACGACGUGAGUCACUACGAAACAUGCAACGAGCAGAACGCGAGCUUUCUCGAGGAGAAAGGAUUCGUGAGCCCUUCGAGGAGCGUGUACUUCUCGCCUCCCAGAUGAAAUCCAAGGGCUGGCUGAGCUACGGAAAACGUGAACUGUUGAUGACCGGACAGAUCCUUCUUCUGGCCGCCCUCUACAAGAAGUCAACCGCCAGUGGCAAGGGUCUUGGCCAUGCUUUGAAUGAACACAUUCAGGGCUACCUGCAUGCCAUUGGCUGUUAAGUUGCACAAUGCAAAUCUAUCCCCUUCCCCGAAAUGAAAGCCCCCUGAUGAGUAAAUGGAUAUAGAUCAAGGCAAAAUGGCAUUACUAUUCCCGGAAAAUGCAAACGGACCCGAAAGCAAGCGACGAGCAGAAGGAUGGGACAAAAUGCUCCGCCGGAGCAUUGUACAAUUUAAUCCAACUGUUACUGUAACCAAAACCCCACUGUUAUAGCCAACAAAAGCAUAACGAAAAUAUAUGAUAGGAUGCUCGAGUAGCCAAGCAUCUGCAAACUGCAUAGCAA